Cantharellus anzutake is the source of this 501-nucleotide messenger RNA. RefSeq lists its product as uncharacterized. NCBI's taxonomy places the organism in Eukaryota, Fungi, Basidiomycota, Agaricomycetes, Cantharellales, Hydnaceae. The record is from RefSeq and is a predicted model, not a curated record. The transcript has a single exon. The coding region runs from base 93 to 422 and encodes 109 amino acids.
GAAAAACAGGCGCCACUUUGUUCAUCUUCCAUCAAACUCUAAGAUAAGACUGUAAUCAUUCACACAUUUGUUGUUGCAAAAAAAAAGAAACUAUGUUGUGCAUACAUGCAGGGUGCUUAUCGGGCUUGUCAACAAAGGUCGAUUGCGGACCCUGUACAUUCGAUCUGGGGUACCGGCCCGGAACCUACGCCACCGAGACAACAGUUGCUCCUGUGGUGCAAGGCAUUUUUUGUCUUCAGGGAAAUCAUUUUGAAGGACUUGUGGCCGUUUUCUUUUCUUUCUUUUUUUACGCAGUGGAACUUUCGCUAGGCACAGGCAAGCUUGUGCCUGAGAGUUGUAAGGGAGAGGGAGGGGCUCCCAGGGUAGGGACGGACAUGCAUGGACGGCAGAUGCCACCGCGUCGCAAUUGGCAAUUAUUGUAAUAUUGCCGUGUGUGGUUAUUGCCUAUUGGAAGCCCCGGUGCUGUGCAGCCAGUCUUCGGGGAGGCUUGGCUCGUUUCGA